Messenger RNA from Metarhizium acridum CQMa 102, 672 nucleotides. The record is from RefSeq and is a predicted model, not a curated record. NCBI's taxonomy places the organism in Eukaryota, Fungi, Ascomycota, Sordariomycetes, Hypocreales, Clavicipitaceae.
AUGAUCAUAUCCCGGGAGCACCAAUCUUUACAGCCGAUUACCAAUGUCUUGCCCAGAGAAGCCCAAAAUAAAUCUCCGUACUACGUCACCCUGACAGUUGUCAGGGAGUCGUCGACCAAAUACACAGUCGUCGUCCUCGGCACCGUCUCAGACAAGCCGCCCAGAGUUCUCCCUACUGCAACACUGACACCGACACCGACACCGCAGACCCCUACGAGCAACGGCGAUGACGACAGCAGCUACAAUGACUCCUCCCGGACCGCUCUCAUCAUCGUCGGCGUGCUUCUUGGCCUCUUGAUCCUGGGCUUAUUGUGGUGUUGCUGCUACGGUCCCAGCUGCACCAGCGAGAAGGAAGUGGUCGGAGGGGGCUGCUACGAGACACGUAGCAGACGUAGACAAGAACGAGGCGGAAGAGAUGGCAGGGAUGGAAGAGAUGGUCGCGAUGGUCGCGAUGGACGUGAUGGACGAGACGGACGAAACGGACGAGAUGGCCGAGACGGAAGAGAUGGGAGAGAUGGGAGAGAUGGGAGAGACGGGCAUCAUGAUCGAGACGACCUGCCUACCCCGCCGAUUUCGCCGGAUGUGCCUUACGAUGCCGGUAUGGUAAUGGCUGAUGAUCGAGCAGAAGCAAGCCGGCGCGGGUCUCGUCUCGGCCACGGUCGUCAAUGGUAA